GAAAAAGCUAACCGCAAUGUCAGCUAAGAAUGGCGUUGAAAUGGUUAAAAAAGUAGCCGAAUUUAUUUCCAAAGGCACGAGUUUUGAUCGCGUCACGCAAAUGGUUAAAAUAACGAGUGGCGGUGAAGGGCGAUGCGUCGGCGAAUUUACGGUGGCAGCUGAGCAUUUAAAUCGCUUGGGCUCCUUGCACGGUGGUUUAACGGCCACCAUACUAGAUAAUGUAACUACAUACGCACUAAUGUCCAAGGGCUCUCAUCCCGGCGUUACCUCUAGUCUAAGUGUGAGCUAUGUAUCUGCGGCCAGACCAGGAGAUGUUAUAGAGGUGGAUGCGAACACUCUGCAUUCUGGACGCAAAAUGGCAUACAUUGAGUGUGUGCUGCGCAAUAAAGCGGAUGGCAAGAUCAUUGCAAAAGGUGGACAAACCAAAUACGUUGAUUUCAACACAGAGUCAAGCAAAUGAAUGUAAUCAGUUGUAAAACUAAAUAAAUAAGAGAUAACUCAA
Molecule: messenger RNA, 502 nt
Organism: Drosophila navojoa
Lineage: Eukaryota; Metazoa; Arthropoda; Insecta; Diptera; Drosophilidae
Product: acyl-coenzyme A thioesterase 13
Molecular function (GO): fatty acyl-CoA hydrolase activity
Source: RefSeq, a predicted model, not a curated record